Messenger RNA from Paramuricea clavata, 552 nucleotides. Lineage: Eukaryota; Metazoa; Cnidaria; Anthozoa; Malacalcyonacea; Plexauridae. The record is from the annotation of a GenBank genome assembly.
AUGAGAAUGUUCGGGCUCAGCAAGUUGACAUUCAGUGACAUUUCAGAUGAUGAUCUUGAUCGUGUAGUCAACAAUAUUUGUCAUGAUUUCCCUCAAUGUGGAGAGAAUAUGUUAAAACAAAUUCUCAGUGGUAAGGGAAUCAAGGUGCAGCGUGUGAGAUUGCGGGACAGCCUUCACAGAGUUGAUUCAGAUGAAGUUGAAAGAAGGAAGUGUGGAAGAUUGCAUCGACGUGUGUAUAACGUAAAAUGCCCGAACGUGUUAUGGCAUGUGGACACUAAUCACAAGCUUGUCCGCUGGAAUUUUGUAAUUUUUGGUUGUGUUGAUGGUUUUAGUCGACUUUAUGUUGCCUUAAAAUGUCUCAAUAACAACAAAGCUAACACGUUAUUGCAGUGUUUCGUAAAUGGUGUUCAAGCGUACGGCCUACCUAGCAGGGUACGAAGUGAUAACGGUUUGGAAAACGUCCAUAUUGCACAAUUUAUGAUUGAGAAACAGGGUCAAGAGCGGGGCAGUAUAAUCACUGGUAAAAGCACUCACUCACAAUCAGAGAAUUGA